This is a messenger RNA of Sitophilus oryzae (rice weevil), 5136 nucleotides long. RefSeq lists its product as uncharacterized. Bases 1 to 5136 code for a protein of 1711 amino acids. Gene Ontology annotation, biological process: DNA integration. The transcript has a single exon. NCBI's taxonomy places the organism in Eukaryota, Metazoa, Arthropoda, Insecta, Coleoptera, Curculionidae. Gene Ontology annotation, molecular function: zinc ion binding; nucleic acid binding. The record is from RefSeq and is a predicted model, not a curated record.
AUGGCAGACCUAAAUAUUUUAAUAAGGAAAAGAGCCGCGGUAAAAUCAAAAUUAACUAAUUUUACUAAUUAUUUGGAUCGUAUUCAGCAAAACGCGAUAAAUGUAAAGCCGUCGGAAGAUGUUGUAAGUGAAUUACAACUACGUUGCGAAAAGGCAUCAAAAUUACUAGAUGAAUUCGAACAAUUUCAGUUAGAAAUAGAAGUAAAUUCUGAUGAUGAAGAAACUCAGCAAAACGUACGCAGCGAGUUUGAAGACGCAUAUUUUAGUAUUAUUACGGCUGCUAAUCAAUUCAUAAAAAAGAAUUUAGUUUCGGUAGAAAAUGAUUCUGAGGGAAGUGCUUCAGGUGGUUCGAUUGCAUCAGCUGGCGCGUCCACUUCAAAUACACAGGCUAUAAAACUACCUACAAUUCAACUUCCGAAAUUUGAAGGUUUUUAUGAGUCAUGGUUAGAGUUUAGGGAUACGUUUGAAUCGCUGAUUCAUUUAAAUUCGUCCAUAAAUAAAAUACAAAAGUUUCAUUAUCUGAGAGCUUCGUUAGGUGGUGAUGCUGGACAGGUAAUUAAAUCGCUAGAAUUUUCAGCUGAUAAUUAUGAGAUUGCCUGGAACAUCUUAUGCGAAAGAUAUAAUAAUACAAGAUUGCUAACCAACAACCAUAUUAAAUCCUUGUUUAAUUUAGACUCCAUUGCAAAACGAUCGUCGGAUAAAUUGCGAAAUAUGAUCGACAGUGUUAACAAACAUUUGAGAGCCUUGCAAACUAUGGGUGAGCCGGUCGAGUCUUGGGACACCCUCUUAAUUUAUUUAGUAACAACAAAGUUAGAUUCUGAUACAUUGUCUGAGUGGGAACAAAAAAGGGAUAAAAAAUCGUCAAAAUUAGGGGAUCUUAUUUCAUUUUUAAAAAGUAGAGCUGAUAUUUUAGAAACAAUCGAAAUCGAAACGAAUGCCAAUAAAUCGCAAAAAAACACAAAUAAGUUAAACACAAAGUCCUUUUUCACCAAUAAUAUUAAGUGUGAAUUUUGUGAGGGAGACCAUUAUAUACAACAUUGCUCCGAAUUUAAAAAGUUAAAUGUAAAUGCACGUAUUGAAAAAGUAAAAAAUUUAAAAUUAUGUAUAAAUUGUCUAAGAAAGGGACAUUAUAGCAAAGAUUGCAAAUUCGGACGUUGUAGAUUUUGCUCUAGUAAACACAAUAGUCUCCUUCACAUUGAUAAAAGAAAUACUACAUCUAAUAACAAUGAAAGAUCAGUUUCUGUGGCGUUUUCAUCGAAGCCGAGUAUUCCAGAAAGCCAAGUUUUAUUAUCAACAGCACUUAUAAAAGUUUUGGAUAUUCAUGGUAAAUAUCAUACGGCAAGAGUGCUUCUGGAUGCUGGGUCACAAUCGAGUUUUAUAACCACAAGUUUGUGUGAUAUAUUACAAUUAGAAAAAAUUCAUAUCGACAUUAAAGUUGGCGGGUUUAACCAAUCAAUUUCCAAUAUAAAUUCUAAAUGUCAAGUUAACGUGUCAUCCAAUCAAAAUAAAUAUAGGACUGUAAUUUCUUGUUUAGUAAUUUCAAAUAUCACAGGAAGUUUACCAAAUUUUAAGGUUGAUGUUAGUAAAUUGUCCAUUCCCCCAAAUAUUCGUUUAGCAGAUCCAGGGUAUGACAAACCCGACAGAAUUGAUAUGCUUUUAGGUGCGGAUCUUUUCUGGGAUUUAAUUUGUGUUGGUCAAAUUAAGCUGAAUAAAAAUGGACCUAUUUUGCAAAAAACUCGCUUUGGAUGGGUGUUAGCUGGACCUGUAAAUUCAAUACCGGGCACAUCUAUUCAGUGUAAUUUCUCCAAAAAUAUUUCAGAAAACGAUUUGCAAAGGUUUUGGGAAAUUGAGAAUUUUCCAAAUAAUAAAAUUCUUUCCAGUGAGGAGAAGUAUUGCGAGGAACAUUUUGUUAAAAAUACUUUUCGUAAUGAAGCUGGUCGCUUCAAUGUAACAAUUCCCUUUAAAGGUGAUAUUUCCAAAUUGGGUGAUUCAAAAAAUUUAGCGUUGAAAAGAUUUUCAUAUUUAGAGAGAAAGUUGCAAAACAAUGGAAUGCUUCGUGAAUUAUACUGUAAAUUUAUGCAAGAGUACAUAGACUUGGGUCAUAUGAAGGAGAUAGGGAAUCAGUUUGACGAGUUGGUUUCCUAUUACAUGCCUCAUCACGGAGUUCUAAAAGAAAAUAGUUCCACAACAAAACUGAGAGUUGUGUUUGAUGGGUCAGCAGUUACUAGUUCGGGCUAUUCGAUAAAUAAUUUGCAAAUGGUGGGACCAACCAUUCAGGAAGAUUUGUUCUCGAUAUUAUUGAGAUUUCGUAGUUACAAUUAUGUUUUUUGUGCUGAUAUUGAAAAAAUGUACCGUCAGGUGGAGGUGAAUCAUGAUCAGUGUCGAUUUCAACGCAUUUUAUGGCGUUUCAACCCAUCUGAACCACUAAAGACGUAUGAAUUGAAAACCGUAACCUAUGGUACAGCAUCUGCGUCCUUUUUGGCCAUAAGAAGCUUAUACCAAUUAGGCAUCGAUUGCGAAGAAUGUUAUCCAAAUAUAUCUAAUAUCAUAAAGCGAGAUUUUUAUGUUGAUGAUUUAAUGAGUGGUGCUAACUCAGUCGAUGAAUGUAUUAAUUUGUGUAAAAGUCUUGCAAAUGUAUUAGAGAAAGGUUGUUUUAAACUCAGGAAAUGGCUUUCAAAUAGUCCUGAAGUUAUGGUUGCUUUAGAUGAAGAACUUCAAUCUUCUGAUAUCGUUAACAUGGGAAAACAGGAAAACACUAAAACAUUAGGUUUAUAUUGGUCAAAAGUUGAUGAUUGUUUGCUUUAUUCAAUUUCAAAUUAUAUUUCGAAGGGGGUAACAAAACGUAAAAUUAUAUCAGAUAUUUCUCAAAUAUUUGAUCCUCUUGGCCUUCUUACUCCUUGUAUUAUUAUUGCAAAAAUAUUAAUUCAGAAAUUGUGGUUGGAGAAAUUGAGUUGGGAUGAAGCAUUGCCAUUAGUUUUCCAAACUGAAUGGGUGCAUCUUCGAAAUGAAUUGGUGGUUUUAAACGAACUGAGAAUUAAUCGUCAUGUUGUAUGUAGUAAUCCUAUUAAUAUACAGUUGCACGGAUUUUGUGAUUCCUCUUCAGUUGCUUAUGGUGCUGUCGUUUAUGUUAGAUCUAAAGAUGCAGACGGCAACAUUUGUGUGAAUUUACUUACCUCAAAAUCCAAGGUUGCUCCAUUAAAAACAUUAACAAUACCUCGACUGGAACUGUGCGGAGCACUUAUACUUUCUCAAUUACUACAAAAGGUCAAAAAUUCUGUUAGGUUUCAUGUGGAUGACAUAUUUUAUUGGACCGAUUCCACGAUUGUUUUGGGCUGGCUAAGGACGUCUCCUCAUCUGUUGCAAGUAUUUGUGGGAAACCGAGUUGCACAAAUACAAACCUUAUCGAAUAUAGACAAAUGGCAUCAUGUUCCUACGAAAUGUAAUCCUGCGGAUCUGUUGUCUCGGGGAGUCUACCCUAAACAGUUGUUACUCAUGGAUAUCUGGUGGCAUGGUCCUGACUGGUUACAGGACGACGAGUGUUUAUGGCCUAAUCUAGAAAUUUACGAAAAUAACUUACCUGAAAUGCGAAAACAAAUUGAGUCUCAACUUACUACUAAAAAUUCUACUGAUUAUUUUCCUUUUGAUAAAUAUUCUUGUUUUUACAGAUUAAAGCGUAUAAUUGCUUAUUGUUUAAGAUUCAAACAUAAUUGCUUGAAUUAUCAUUCAAAAAAGGUUGGUUUUGUUAGUACUGAAGAACUAGAUAACGCUGAAAUAUGUCUAUUAAAAAUCGCUCAGAGUGAAUGUUUUAGUUCUGAUCUUUUUUAUUUGCAAAAUGGCAAACGCGAAAACAUAAAUAAAUCAUUGCUAAGUCUAACUCCAUUUUUAUGUCCACAAGGUCUUAUUAGGGUAGGGGGAAGGCUGUCAAACUCGAAUUUUAGCUUUGAUAAAAAACAUCCAGUGUUAUUGUCCUCUAAGCAUAAACUUACGAAAUUAUUGGUUAAUUCUGAACACAAAAGGCUUUUACAUGCGGGCCCUCAAAUGUUAUUGGCAUCAAUCCGUGACAAGUAUUGGCUUUUAGGUGGCAGAAAUUUGUGUCGUCAUGUUGUUCGUUCUUGUGUAGGAUGUUUCAGAGCUAAUCCGAACGUGACUACCCAGAUAAUGGGAAACUUACCUGUUCAGCGCCUCACCCCUGCAUAUCCUUUCUCAAAAACGGGUGUAGACUACGCAGGACCGGUUCUUAUUAAAGAUAGACAAGGACGUGGUUGUAAAGUCACAAAAGCAUAUAUUGCGGUAUUUAUAUGUUUCUGUACAAAAGCUAUUCAUUUAGAGCUAGUAUCGAGUUUAACUACUGACUGUUUUAUAGCUUGCUUAAAUAGAUUUUCUGCUAGGCGAGGAAAACCAGCUGAGAUGUUUUCGGAUAAUGGUAAAAACUUUUGCGGUGCCAAUCAUGAGUUACGAGAACUUCAUGAAUUUUUUAAGGUUAAGGGUGAUGAUAUUGCUGCUAAGUCAGCUAAUGUAGGAAUUCAGUGGCACUUUAUUCCGCCUAAUUCUCCUCACUUCGGAGGACUUUGGGAGGCCGGCGUAAAGUCCACCAAAUUUCAUCUUAAACGGGUAACAUCAAAUGCUUUAAUGACUUUUGAACAACUUUAUACUUUAUUGACUCAAAUAGAAGCUAUACUAAAUUCCCGUCCCCUUAUCCCUUUGUCAAAUGACCCAAACGAUCUUACCGCAAUCACUCCUGCCCACUUCCUCAUCGGAAGAGAGUUGACCUCAGUAGCCUCGCAAAACUUUGAAAAUAUUCCCGAAAACAGACUAAACAUCUUCCAACGCAUCCAACAAGUACGUCAACACUUUUGGAAAAGGUGGUACAAGGAAUAUAUAUCUGAACUCCAACAAAGGUUGAAGUGGAAGUCAACAAGCCAGUCUCUGAAGUGUGGGGACAUUGUUCUCGUAAAAGAUGACAACUUACCUCCCUUGAAGUGGAAGCUUGGAAGAAUCACUCAACUGUAUAAUGGGUCAGAUGGUGUUGCACGAGUCGCCUCGAUAAGAACUGCAUCUGGUGUCAUAAAACGCGCAUAUUCAAAAAUAUGCCCACUUCCAAUCAACUACAACGCUUCAUCCCAGGAUGGACAGUGA